Homarus americanus (American lobster) is the source of this 5824-nucleotide messenger RNA. It is a transcript of the gene unc-5, whose product is annotated as netrin receptor UNC5A-like. Gene Ontology annotation, biological process: motor neuron axon guidance; netrin-activated signaling pathway. Gene Ontology annotation, cellular component: membrane. NCBI's taxonomy places the organism in Eukaryota, Metazoa, Arthropoda, Malacostraca, Decapoda, Nephropidae. The record is from RefSeq and is a predicted model, not a curated record. Gene Ontology annotation, molecular function: protein binding; netrin receptor activity.
AUGGUCGAGGUUCCUCCGUCAGGAUGUACGGCGACAAGAGCACAACAGAGGAAGCGACGGCGGCGGCGGUACAGCAGGACAUCACCUUGAUCGUGGUGCUGGCGGUGCUGGUGCCUCUGGUGUUGCUCCUGCUCGUCGUUGUCUUCCGCAAGUUCAACCGCAAGGACCGCCAGGAUGGUCCCAUGUACGAGAUCGCCGCCUCAGACUACCCGAUGCCCUUCUACCCGGACACCACCAAGAAACUCAAGGGUCUGGCCCCUGACCUGACGCAGGGGGUGGGCAUGGCACCUCUGCCACCCACGGCCUUGCCUCUAUGCUAUGACCACGCCUACAGCGACCCCGCCUCCGUCUCCAGUGGGCACAAAUCGAGUGUGGGCAUGGUGGGCUCUGUGUACGAGGAACACUACUCUGCCCCCGCCAGUGGUCGAGGGGGCGGUCCUUCGGGCAGUGUCACCCCGGCAUCAGAACACCAUUACGACGUCCCUCACCUUCGCCCGGGUGGUCACGACUCCCCCGCACCCUCGGAAGCGUGUCACUUGCUCCUGCCGUCCAGGGCCUUAGCUACCCCUACAAUAGACGGCAGCGUGGGCAGUAGAUGCCUUGACUCGCCCGUGUCCUCCCUGGAGAAGCCCCCGAGGAGCGACUCACCAGCGUCCCUCUCUAGUGAGGCCACCUCGAGUUCACGGCCUACGUCAGCAUCAUGCUCGGAGACUAACCGGGACCUGCAGCCCCCAAAGGAGCUAGUGGGUGCUGAGGGGGCAGCCUGGGGGAUGAUGACGUCUGUUGGGGGGCGACUAGUGGUGGCUGAGUAUGGGGUAGUGCUGACUAUCCCCAGUGGUGCUCUGCCCCCAGACACCCGUCAGCAGGUGUAUGUGUCGGUCGGGCCCAACCUACAUCCAGCCCCAGCCCUCACCGACCGACAGACAUUACUGAGCCCCGUGGUGACGUGUGGGCCGCCCAAUGUAUCCCUGCUAAAACCUGCCGUGCUGUCCUUUGAGCACUGCGCCUCUCUGCAGCACGCCGCUUGGCAGCUCCAUAUCUUCGCCACCAACACAGCCUCCUCCUCCUCCUCCUCCUCUUCCUCUGCAGGAAAUACGUCUUCCUCCUCCUCCUCUACUAGUGAGGAGCCUUGGAGCAGACUCAUCACCAUGGGCGAAGAAAGGAUCGACACCCCAGUUUUUACACAGCUUGAUGGUGCUCAGGUUCACAUGAUGACAGAGUCACUGCAGAAGUUUGUGCUGGUAGGGGAGAGUGCUGGCUCAAACGCAGCAGUGAAGCAGGUGAAGGUAGUGACAGCAGCGCCCCCACCUACACCCUCAGGCACACUCACAGUCACCCUCCACGUCAUGCACGACACCUCUGCCGCCCUUGCCUAUGUGACCCAGCAAGAGCGGCGUCGUGGGGCCUCACUGCUGGAUAAACCAAAGAUGAUGUUACUGCAAGAUUGUGGCGCCAACCUCUGCCUCACCCUUGAUGACCUCGGCCCUGGCUGGCGGAUCAGGCCAGGCCAACACUAUAAGGAAAUAUCAUUUGAGACUCUUUGGGGAGCCAAGAACGACCCUGUGAGUGCUUCCUUCACCCUGGAGCGCACUGAGGGGUCAUCGGCACCCCUUGCGUGUAGGAUGGUGUCCCAGCAGAAGGGCUCAUCCACACACCGACAAGUCAUCAGAAUUAACUCUGAUUUCCCUUACGCCCCCGUCACUGCGUCUCCAGCACACAUAGCUCCAAGGACUUCCACAGUAACAUCUAGCAGUGGGUGUUCUUCGUUGGUGGAACUGACCCCAGAGCCUGGAGCCUUCCGCCUUCCUCAGCGCCUUCGCUGGGAGCUGUGUCGCUGUCUUGACCCACCUAAUGCUCGAGGCAAUGACUGGCGCAUGCUGGCUGCUAGACUUAAUGUUGAUAGGUACUUGAACUAUUUUGCUUGUAAGGCAAGUCCUACAGAGCACAUCCUGGAUCUGUGGGAGGCGCGCCACAGGGAGCCCAAUGCUCUUACCGACCUCCUCAACGUCCUACGGGUCAUGGGUCGACCAGAUGCCGCCCAUGUCCUUGAAAGUCACGCCGGUGCCUGGAUAUGAGCUGUGCCCCUCUUAACGUGCAGUGCCUAGUCUGGAAAUGCUGCACUUCUUAUUUUAGACAAGAUACAUUCACCUCAGGGCGAGGCCCUGGAUGUCUAAUGUGCUAUUCUUCUUCUUGCAUUUCCGCUGUGUGCAAUUCUCGCGGGUGUUGACACUCCCAGUAUCUGUAACUCCUGGGCUAAAAUAUUCCCUAGUUAUCCAAGCUCUUUCCCCGGAGAUGAAUUUGUGAAGUAUGUGAGUGUGAUUGUUAUGAGAGCCAAUAACAGAGCUCUAUCAACAUAUGUAUAAUGACGGUGAACUUCAGUUGUAUUCGGAUCUGUGCCUGAACUAUUGCUUGACGUGAAAUGUUUUAAACUUAAACUCAUGACGCCAACUAAUGUCAGUUGUUCUGACCUCUACCUGUACAAAAUAAAGAAGAUGCGCAUGAUUAGAAGUGCUAGUAGAAGUGUCAUUGUAAAUGCUUGAACUAUGCUCUCCUUUGCCUCUUUGUGGUUCACAGGAAGCUUUCAGAGAGCCUGAUGGAUGUGGACGUGUUGUGUGCAAUAUGUUCAUCAGUCUAGCAAUGCAAUGGAGCAAGCAUUGCAGUGGCCUAGACCACGUGCCAUAGUCUGUAGGACAAUCACCACAAACGAUGUGUAACUUCAGAAAAGCAUGAUAGUUGACAAUACCACGAGCUUUCUGACCUUGUGUUUAGAUUAGACGACGACGAAGACGACGACCGUGUAGCAGCUACACUUAACUUGUACUAAGUGUUCAGACAGUUCGUCCAUGUUUGUUUAGAGUAUCAUGCCUAAUAGAUGUUACCUCCCCUAAGAUAUUUAUAGCUCUAUGCCACAGGUGCAUGCCCAGUGAGACAGACCCUCGACGUCUGCAUUGUUACGAUCUUCAUGGUCGACAUUCUUGGUUUUGUACAUAGAAAUUCAGUUCUAAAGUGGAUUAAAGAGAUCUGGUUUAUAGUAAGAUUUUGUGUCAUGGAAGAUGUUGUAUAGUUUAUUUAUUUACAAUUGUGUGAUAUUGCCAUAAACUGUAGCAUAAGAGACUUUGUACGAAUGUACUGGUAUUGAUAUUCUGGUGUGUCAGCACAAGUACAUGUGGCUACCAACCAUAAGCUGUGACAGUUAAGCUCCUAGACAGUCUAGAGCCAGCAGUUACAACUUGUGGUUAAAGUGCUUGGUACAUUACUAGACACAUACAACAGAGGAGGGAAUCCCAGUACAGUCUCAAUCGAAAUCCAAGUGCAUUAACCACAAACUGCCUCCUUGGUAGGCUGCCUGGGGAGGCAUGAGGUGACAGAGGUGAAUGAAUGUCGGGGUCUAUCAUCAGUAACAACAUUAAUUAUUUCUUGUAUAGAUUAGCCCAGUUGGUUUCAUCUAGUCUUUGUGGAAAAUUAAAUUCAAGUAAUGAAACAAACAUUCAGCCCUCAUCAUGAUGUGCCUGCCAGCGGUACCCUGAGGUGUGGAUCUGACCGUAAUCAUGCCUGAUGUGGGUCACAUUUUGUGAUUCCUACAUGAAUGGAAUGUCUUUAAGGAUGAACACCAUAAAGACAAAGGCCAAUUUUGUUCCUGCUUUGAAAGAUUUGCCAGAGUGUAAGUGAAUGAUGGCCUGUGUGACCAACUUGAUUAUGCUUUGAAGGAUUGGCAGAAGUGAAAGUUGACUUGAGUGACCACUUUAUUCCUGCUUGGAAGGAUUGACAGAAGCAAGAAAGUGAAGACCUGUGUGGAGAUAUUCUUGUUCAGCAGCUUCUGAUAUGGUAGCCUCAAACCCUUCUAUAUAAACUUGCUUCUGCUGGUAUAAGAACCACUGCUGCUAGACUUGUAACAUCACACUCCGACACAGAAGUUUGUGUGAAGAUUGCAAGUUACCGAGUGGCAUUUGUGCUUGGUACAGUUGGUACAACAGCACCAACAGUGAUAUGUCAUUUUCUGUGGUAGUUGAGGCAGUUCUGACCCCCAGAGGCACCUCGUUACGGGAGGCACCACAGCCCUCAUACACCUUCGCAUCGUCCUCGCUCACUCGCUCUGGGUUAUAUACUCCUCUAUAUAGUCAUUUGCUAGUAACUUCAGGAUCUAAUAUUAUAUAGUAAUUAGAGAAAAUAUAAAACUUACCGUGCAUGAGGUAUGAACAGUGUUGAGAGUAACCAUGUAAACAUGAUGUUGCUUGUGUGUACUGGUAGACAAGUGAGGGCUGGGGAGAGUGACAGGGCCAUGUGGACGGCAUGUAUGUUGUGGACGGUGUCAUCCCGCCGUCCAGCUAUGCAGCAGCCCACUAUGCACACCAGCUGUACAUUGCUUCAUGUUUUGUACAUUAUGUAUUAGAGAUGAGCAGUUUCUCAGGAUACCUGUUAAAAAGUAUCGGACUAUGUCAGCAGUGUCUGAAGAGUAAUUGGAUGAACAACAUUGUUUUAUGUCAACAAUUUGGUGGUAUUUUAAGUUUUGUCGUGACAGUGUUGUAAGAUGUGACACUGGGUACUGAACAAAGAUAGCAAAGUAGCUCUCCUAGUGUUCCUAUUACUAUUUUAUGAGCACUGUUGAAAUAUAUCUUGUUAAUUCUAAAUUAGAUUUUGCUCUGGGUACCAAAGAUUCUUUCCUUUAUAAACUGCCAUUGAUCAUAUGGUGCAAAGGCUGUUCACCAAUCACACGCAAGUGAUGAAUCUGAUAAAUGUGAAUCGGCCAAUCACAAAUAGGUAAGGCUUUGUGUUUAUAAGGACUAACUAAUCAGGAAUGUUAAAGAUUCGAUCCCAUGAUCAAUCAGCUGCCUUAUUACCAGAAUGUGCAGGAAAGCCUCUUUGCAUGUUUAGAGCAAGAUGGUCUUCCUAGUUUCUUUCAGAAUAAAUAAAAAUCCUAACCAAAAAAUAUUACACUUGAUGGCAACACAUUUGAUACAGUCAUAAAGAUUUCCAUGUUGUUUAUAUGAAUUUUCUAUGUACAGAGUUAGAGAUGAGCUUUUUGUAAAUAGUCUUCCUUGGAGUCUCAGAGAAUAACUUAAGAAUGUGUCGUAAUCACUCAUUAGAAAUCACCUGGUUGGAGUAGUGUUGCAACCAGAUGUUCCUCGUAUAUUUGGACGCUAAAUCCUCUUCUUUGUAAGUCCCAUUACACUCUGCUCAACACAAAAGUCAACUCUUUAUAAUGCCUGGACUGGCUCUGUGGUUCAUUUACUCCCUCUUCUACACUCCUUCUCCAUUAAAUAACUAAACAAGUUAUCCAGUACAGUAAUUUCUUUGUUUCCUACCUACCAAACCCCUUUCCCACGUGGGAUUUAUACAUCAUUUUCAUGUCUGUGUUACCACUAAUGUCCGACCGCAUUUUCUCUCACUAAUUGAUUAUUGUAGUCAAUUAUCCCCAAACCCACGUUCACCUCCAUUGGGUUUUUCUCACCAAGGUUAUCAUUUAUUUAGUCACCUCCUCCAGAUUACCUCUUUCAGCGUACCUCUACUAAUACUGGCUGACCCCUUAGGAUGACUACCUGUGGUUAUUCUCAUGGGUCCUAACAUCCCCCUUCCCUCUCAAUUUUCUGGCUUUCCUUUCAUCUCCUGGCUUUUCUUGGGUUACCCUUCGAGAUCAAUACAUAAUACUUCUAUCUGUAUAUUACCACCACAUACCCCAGUUCCUCUCGCGAGCAGAGUGUAGUGGGCUCCCCACCCCCCUGACCCCCAUGUUGGUGCUUCCACUGCUACCUGCGCCGUUCUUCCGUGAGACUCCAGUGGAGGAAGAAGCCAUAUAUUCAGAGACAAUAAAGGCGAUUUUGAUGUA